ACUUCGAUCAUUUUUUAAUUUAUUAUUUUAUUACCAUUUAAUGUUGAAAAUUAAGUAACAGUUUCACUGAAUCAGUAACAGGGACGAUACAACUACAGUUAUGUCAUCAUGGAUAAUUUCCAGAAGAACCCGGUCAAAUUAUAUAUUCAAGAUAUAUUUCGCGCCAACCGAACAACGCAAAACAAAUACAUUUACGAAAUGUUUGGUUUGACUUUCAAGAAUAUUAUGAUCCACGGCGUUGUAACAGCAGUGUACAAUAUUCUGAAUACAUCCCUUAACUUUGAGUUGAGCGAUGCAACAGGAACAGUGCAGGUGUACUAUGAUAAAUCAAAAAAUAAUAAUAACAUUGGAGCACAAACAAUGAAAGGACUAUUCUACGACUUUGCUGAAGAGUCUAAAUUCGGCAAUAGUAAUAUUCAAAUAAUGAACACCUUGAUGGAUCGUAUUGUGAAGAAAAACAAGCAUGAAAUCAAAGAAGGAUAUCAGUGCAGUGAAACUUCAGCAGAGCGGGAUGUCGCGUGGAUGGAAGAAUUGAUGUACCUGUAUGACAAGUAUUAUUUGUUGAGCAAGAACUGACUGCAUGCUUGUAUCAUGACCUAAGAUUUAGCUAUGUACUUAGUAAAUAUACAUUCAGAGAUUUAAAUGAAUUAACUAUACAUAUAAUAAAGUAGUAGGAAAGUCAAAACUGUA
Chilo suppressalis (striped riceborer) is the source of this 690-nucleotide messenger RNA. Lineage: Eukaryota; Metazoa; Arthropoda; Insecta; Lepidoptera; Crambidae. The record is from the annotation of a GenBank genome assembly.